Molecule: messenger RNA, 4211 nt
Organism: Xenopus laevis (African clawed frog)
Lineage: Eukaryota; Metazoa; Chordata; Amphibia; Anura; Pipidae
Gene: lpl.S
Product: lipoprotein lipase S homeolog
Exons: 10
Coding region: 175-1626 (483 amino acids)
Biological process (GO): very-low-density lipoprotein particle remodeling; lipid catabolic process; lipid metabolic process
Cellular component (GO): plasma membrane; extracellular region
Molecular function (GO): apolipoprotein binding; lipoprotein lipase activity; carboxylic ester hydrolase activity
Source: RefSeq, a predicted model, not a curated record
UAAGGAGACUACAGACGGCAGAGCAGACUCCUUCUGUAACAGGGAAAUACUUUCAUUCAGUGCACCGUUGUUUCUGCAGCAUUAAUCAAAGACUGCUUUCCCACAUUGAACUAUUAGGGAAAUCUAGAGAACAGGACCAUUGUCAUUCAAAUUCAAGUGAAGCUUGGAAAAAACAUGAGCAGUGGGGAAUUCCUUACAUUGUUUUUGUGGAUACACUGGCUGCUGACCUGCUGCAGCGGAACUUUAGCAACUACUGAACCACCUAAAACAAGUGCAACUACGUUAAAGAAAACUGACUUUAACAAUAUUGAGAGCAAAUUUUCCCUAAGGACUUCAGAAGAGCCGGAUGAUGACACCUGCUAUUUAGUACCUGGCCAAGAACACACCGUUGAUCAAUGUAAUUUCAACCACACAAGCAAAACAUUUGUUGUAAUUCAUGGAUGGACGGUUACGGGCAUGUUUGAGAGUUGGGUUCCUAAACUAGUAGAUGCCUUGUACAAAAGAGAACCAGAUUCCAAUGUUAUUGUUGUUGACUGGCUGACUAGAGCCCAACAACACUACCCUGUCUCUGCAGAAUAUACUCAGCUGGUUGGACAAGAUGUUGCAAGUUUUAUAGACUGGAUGGAUGACACAAUACAAUAUCCAGUAGAUAACAUUCAUGUCCUUGGAUACAGCCUGGGGGCUCAUGCAGCCGGUGUUGCUGGAAGUUUGACCAAUAAAAAAGUCAACAGGAUAACUGGCUUGGAUCCUGCAGGUCCUACCUUUGAAUAUGCAGAGAAAGAUAUUAUCUUGUCCCCUGAUGACGCAGAAUUUGUAGAUGUCCUCCAUACUUACACCAGGGGCUCUCCAGACCGUAGUAUUGGUAUUCAGAAGCCUGUAGGACAUGUUGACAUUUAUCCGAAUGGUGGGAGCUUUCAGCCUGGAUGCAAUCUUGGGGAAGCACUUCGACUUAUUGCAGAAAAAGGAUUUGGAGAUGUGGAUCAACUUGUGAAAUGUUCUCAUGAACGCUCCAUUCAUCUCUUCAUUGAUUCUCUCUUGUAUGAAGAUAAGCCAAGCAUGGCCUAUCGCUGCAGUUCUAAAGAAGCCUUUGAAAAGGGACUUUGCUUAAGCUGCAGGAAAAAUCGUUGCAAUAAACUGGGUUAUAAGGUCAGCAAAGUUCGGGGAAAGAGAAGCAGCAGGAUGUUCUUGAAAACAAGAGCCCAGAUGCCUUUUAAAGUUUUCCAUUACCAAGUUAAAGCGCACUUCUUCGCAAAGAAGAACUUGACUGUAACCGAUCAACCUUUAUUAGUUUCUUUGUAUGGAACCCGAGGAGAAAGUCUAAACAUGCCAAUUACAGUACCUCAAAUUUCUACCAACAAGACUUAUUCAUACUUGAUCUACACUGAAUUAGAUAUUGGAGAUCUUCUGAUGUUGAAAAUAAAGUGGGAAAAAGACUCCUAUUUCAGUUGGUCUGAUUGGUUUACCACUUAUUCAUUCGACAUCCAAAAGAUUCGAGUGAAAUCCGGAGAAUUCCAAAAAAAGUUAGUUUUCUGUGCUAAAGAAGGCAAUUUUGCCUCACUACAGAGAGGAAAGCGACAAGUGGUGUUUGUGAAAUGUAAUGAACACUCCAGAAAGAAGCAAGAAUGAUGUGAAACGGUUUUGCACAAAAUAUUUGCCAAUACUGAAAAAGCCAUCUUUGCAACUGGACCUACAAUCUCUCUUUCUCUACUGAAAGAAGACAUGAGUCUUGAAUUUUAACCCUAUAUUUUUAUGCCACUUACUGCAAAUAUUUAUUAUCUAAAAUAUUUAUAUAGUUAGAAUAUAUACAUAUAUUCAUGUGGAAAAUCUAGAUAUACAUGCACUUAGUAUAAGGAGGUGACUUGAAACUGCAGUCUUGCACUCCAUGUAAUUAUUUGGAGAUAUUUGAGAAUACACUGUGACAAAAUACCUUCAUGCUGGGCAGAAUAAAUACCAUCUUUUAGUGGAGAAAUAUUUAAACAGGUUUUAAAUACUUAACACAUCCUUAGUGCACUUUCACCAUUCCUAUUUAUUUAAACAUUUGCAGUAUUUGAUUUUGGAGGCAGAAUUAUGCAGGGGAUAGACAAGAACAAAAAUUAAUUCUCAGCUUAAGAGAUGUUACUACUUGUUGCAAGUUUAUUCUUUAAGCUUGAGUCAUGUAUACCCUUUAGACAGUGAAAUGAGAAUUGUGCUAACAAUUGUAGAUUUACAUUGGUACACCAAUUUUAUUUGUGGUUUCCUUCAUAGUUGCAUUAUUUAUAGCGGGCAUGAUUUAAUGUUUUUUGAAGAGAAAAUAUACUCUCUUGUUUGCAUAAAAGUUUUUACCCUCCAUUUAGUUUCUCUAAGACAUCUAAGGCAAUACUGAGGCAACAGGGUUUAUUUACUAAAGGAGUACAAAAUGCAAAAAUCUAAGCAAUUAACUAUGUAUUUUUUACUUUUAAUGCAACAUUCCAUUUAUGAAGUCCAACAUAACAACUAGUUGAAAUCAGGGACUACAUUUAGUAGCAGAUAAUAAAUGGAACAAGCAUUAGCAAGAGUUAGUAAACUGUGCACAAAUGGGUGAAAGCUGCACCUACGAGGAAAUUUCUAUGGUGAAACAUUGAGAGCUUAUUAGUACCAAAGGCAAAGGGAGUCCUGUAUUAAUUUCCUGCUCAAGGCACAUGUUAGGUACAGAGCACCCUAGAGUUAAGUGCAUUUUGUUCCCUGUACCUGAUGCACAAAAUGGCAUAUUGUACUGUACAGAACCAAAGCAGUCACAAGUGCAAUCUGCAUGGUGUAUUUCUGCACUUAUUUCAGUGCCUUGUGAUAGUAAAUGAGUCCUUUUAUUUAUGUGAACAGAAAUGUAUUUAACUCUAUACUGUAUAUCUAUAUUAAUGGUGAAAUUUGGGCAUUUUCUCAGAUGAAAUAAAAUGAGAGCUCUGAAAAAAUGCAUCUGAAAUUUCCCUUUUAAACAAAUGGUCAAUUUCCAUAUUUGCACUGGAGAAAUGUAACAUGCUUAUAGUUACUGUUGUAAAACUGGCAAUGCAAUGAUUCCCUGCAUCCCUCCAACCUCCCUUAAGUUGUUCAACAUAUCACACUAGCUUUAAAUUGGCUGAUUACCAUGUUAACUAUGUAUUAGCCUGUGUACGGGGCAAGGAUCACAUCAGGGAAUGUAGUGCCUCUUGUAGGGCAUGCACAAGCACCUUUUGUGAUAAGAUCGUGGGCCUGGGUGGUACAUAUCACAUAGUAAUUAAAGUAGAAAACAGACACACAUACAUAAAAUACAUUUUUUAAUCUAACAAAAACCUACCUAACUACUAGUUUGUACAGCUACCUUACAUAGUUUUUUUUUUUCUACUACACAUAAAAAGGCUGCAUUUGCACAGUUAAUUAUCAACUCGCUCUUUCCGUUAUCAGACCCCAUGAUGUGUAACUGACAGUACAUACUGUUUUUUGGUCAAUGAAUAAGAUAAAAUCUUUCAGUUGUUUCAGGUUACAUGCAGUAAUGGUACUAAAGGUUAGCAAAUCAGUUCAUUCAUAUCUCAUUUAAGUUCAAUUCAAGUUCACAAUUCAUUUGCAUUUAGUGUAUUAGCAAACAGAAAUUACUGAGGACAGAUUUGCAUUUGAUGAAUCUGAGAUUUAGAUAAAUUAAUUGCUUUAUGUUGCAUUUCUUCUUUAAUGUGGAUGAGCCUUGAACAAAUGCAGAAUGCUGACACUUCCUGCAUUUUCUUUUAUAUUGUUUAUUUUUCAGAUGAUAUUUUAGAAUUUAAUCAUGAAGCAGCACAAUGGGUAUAGUUUAUUACAAGAUGCUGGAAAUGAUCACUCAAUAGACUGUUGCUAAAGUCAUGCACUUUUUAAAAUGGAGCAUGAUCUAUUAUCUUGUGUUGAUAUUUGUAAAGUAGAAUGAAUAAUGAUCUUUCUAUAAUUGUAUUUUUAAAGUCAAAUAAUAAACAUAAUUGUGUAGUAUAAAUGUUUUGUGUGUCUUCAGGCAAAUUAAUGAUGAAAAUAAAUACAGAGGAGUUUAUAACAAGUGUUAUAAAGCGCCUUCAAGUCCAAAUACUUGUAUUCAUAAGAUUUAAGAUUUGAGAAAUAAGUGUUAAAUAAAAAGGCACAUUUACAAAUGCAAGUGCAAAGAAGAGAAUCAAAUUGUUUUUUUACCUCAACGCACUUUGUUUUUUUGAAUUCCAUUGUUCUAGCUGGUGCCUGCUACACAGCAUACAGCUCAAGUUGCAGCA